This is a messenger RNA of Phyllostomus discolor (pale spear-nosed bat), 5029 nucleotides long. RefSeq names its product factor interacting with PAPOLA and CPSF1 (gene FIP1L1). Bases 215 to 2029 code for a protein of 604 amino acids. Gene Ontology annotation, cellular component: mRNA cleavage and polyadenylation specificity factor complex. The record is from RefSeq and is a predicted model, not a curated record. Lineage: Eukaryota; Metazoa; Chordata; Mammalia; Chiroptera; Phyllostomidae. Gene Ontology annotation, molecular function: RNA binding. The transcript is spliced from 19 exons.
GUGCUGCUUGGGUACUGCGCAUGCGCUGGCGGGCUCUGGCCUGAGUGUGCUUAGCCACCUUUGCGGCUGCGGUGUCCAGUGGAUUUGAGUCUCGCGCUUUCUUCGUUCGCUCGCCGGGGCUUCUGCGCCCCUCUUGGGUCUUCGGGCAGCGAGGCUGGGGAAGGGGCUGGAGAGGGCUUUUGACCGCUGCCUUUAAGUUGUGCUCGGGGCGGCCAUGUCGGCCGGUGAGGUCGAGCGCCUAGUGUCGGAGCUGAGCGGCGGGACCGGAGGGGAUGAGGAGGAAGAGUGGCUCUAUGGCGGCCCAUGGGACGUGCAUGUGCACAGUGAUUUGGCAAAGGACCUAGAUGAAAAUGAAGUUGAAAGGCCAGAAGAAGAAAAUACCAGUGCUAAUAAUCCUCCAUCUGGAGCUGAAGAUGAAACUGCUGAAAAUGGAGUACCUAAACCGAAAGUGACCGAGACUGAAGAUGAUAGUGAUAGUGACAGUGAUGAUGAUGAGGAUGAUGUUCAUGUCACUAUAGGAGACAUUAAAACGGGAGCACCACAGUAUGGGAGUUAUGGUACAGCACCUGUAAAUCUUAACAUAAAGACGGGAGGAAGAGUUUAUGGAACCACAGGGACGAAAGUCAAAGGGGUAGACCUUGAUGCACCUGGAAGCAUUAAUGGAGUUCCACUCUUGGAGGUUGAUUUGGAUGCUUUUGAAGAUAAACCAUGGCGUAAACCUGGUGCUGAUCUUUCUGAUUAUUUUAAUUACGGCUUUAAUGAAGAUACCUGGAAAGCUUACUGUGAAAAACAAAAGAGGAUACGAAUGGGACUUGAAGUUAUACCAGUUACCUCGACUACAAAUAAAAUUACGGCCGAAGACUGUACUGUGGAAGUUACACCAGGUGCAGAGAUCCAAGAUGGCAGAUUCAAUCUUUUUAAGGUACAGCAGGGAAGAACUGGAAAUUCAGAGAAGGAAACAGCACUUCCAUCUACAAAAGCUGAGUUUACUUCUCCUCCUUCAUUGUUCAAGACUGGACUCCCACCAAGCAGAAACAGCACCUCUUCUCAGUCUCAGACAAGUACUGCCUCCAGAAAAGCCAAUUCAAGCGUUGGGAAGUGGCAGGAUCGAUAUGGGAGGGCCGAAUCACCUGAUCUAAGGAGACUGCCUGGGGCAAUUGAUGUUAUUGGUCAGACUAUAACUAUCAGCCGAGUUGAAGGAAGGCGACGGGCAAAUGAAAAUAGCAACAUACAGGUCCUUUCGGAAAGAUCUGCUACUGAAGUAGACAACAAUUUUAGCAAACCGCCUCCAUUUUUCCCUCCAGGAGCUCCUCCCACUCACCUUCCACCUCCUCCAUUUCUUCCACCUCCUCCAACAGUCAGCACUGCUCCGCCUCUGAUUCCACCACCAGGUAUUCCAAUAACUGUACCACCUCCAGGUUUUCCUCCUCCACCAGGUGCUCCACCUCCAUCUCUUAUACCAACAAUAGAAAGUGGACAUUCCUCUGGUUAUGAUAGUCGUUCUGCACGUGCUUUUCCAUAUGGCAAUGUUGCCUUUCCCCACCUUCCUGGUUCUGCUCCUUCGUGGCCUAGUCUUGUGGACACCAGCAAGCAGUGGGACUAUUAUUCAAGAAGAGAGAAAGACCGAGAUCGAGACCGGGACCGGGAGCGCGACCGAGACCGAGAUCGGGACAGAGAAAGAGAGCGCACCAGAGAGAGGGAGCGGGAGCGCGACCACAGCCCCACACCGAGCGUUUUCAACAGUGACGAAGAACGUUACAGAUACAGGGAGUAUGCAGACAGAAGCUAUGAGCGUCACAGAGCAAGUCGGGAGAAAGAAGAGCGGCAUAGAGAAAGACGACACAGAGAGAAGGAGGAAACCAGACACAAGUCAUCUCGAAGUAAUAGUAGACGUCGCCAUGAAAGUGAAGAAGGAGACAGUCACAGGAGACACAAGCACAAAAAAUCUAAAAGAAGCAAAGAAGGAAAAGAAGCGGGCAGCGAGCCUGCUCCUGAACAGGAGAGCACCGAAGCUGCACCUGCAGAAUAGGCCUGGUAUAUAGCCUUUUGUGAAUAUUAGUGCCAGAAAUAGAUACUACAAAUCUUGUUUAUUUUUCUGGAUAAUGUUUAAGAAAUUUACCUUUAAUCUUCUGUUAGUAUAAAAACUUUUUCCAAAAUAAAAGAGUGAAUUUUUCAUGUUAAGUUAAAAAUCUUUGUUUUGUAAUAUUUAAAAAAUAAUACAGCAGUGACUUUAUAUCCAAGAAGGUAAUGUGAAUGACUCACUCAGCAGGGAAUUUAAAGAGCUGUGUUUAGCUGUGUAUAUACCAGUACCUGAUAAAAGUCAAGGUUCCACCUUGGCCAUAGUGUUCUUGAGUUAAUCAAAUACUAGUCUCUCAAGAGGUUUCACCGCAAAGGCAUCCAAGGGCACCUCCUGCGUCUUGAGACUAAAACUAGUCUUUUAUCAUUGCUGCUGUGGCACUGAUGCUUAGCGUAUUACAGAACUCAUGCAGCCUUGACAUCGUAACUUUCUGAUAGCAAGUAUUCAGUGUUCUAAAUCUGGGUUCGUGGCAAAAUUAAAUGGGGAACUUUUAUAUCCAAAAUAAUAAAAUCUAGGGGUCUUUGGGUGACCUCUGUGAAAUAACUUAUCCUAAGUGUCAUUUCUAGCAGGCGCAGGGACACGCAUCACUGACACAAAUCGAAUUCCCUUGUGGCCAUCUGUAUGAGCCAGGGUCCAGCUGGUUUGACCUUUCUUGAUGCUUUUCCCAAGGCUCCUUGGUUGAGCAGCCUGAAGAUUUUUUAUACAGUUACUAACUAUAUUGUGACUAAAGUGAUAAGAGCUUUAGUUAUUUCCUAUUAAAUUUAAGAAAAAGCAAGUGUAUAAUUCUGUGAGCAUUUUCAGGGGUUAACACUUAGAAAGUAUUUGUCAUGUCAGUGAUGGUAACGACAUGGUUUUGAAAGAAUUACUAGGAUCUUUUAGACAGUGGUAACAAAUGAAUUUAGUGUCACAUACUUAAAGACACCUAUAAUUUUUAAAAAAUAUUUAUUUCUCAUUUGAUGAAAGGAACAUUUUUUGGCAAUGAACUUUUAAAAUGCUCUGGGUGUAAAUUAUUUUAAAACACCUAGACUGUACCCUUGCAGACCUCAGCAUAUACCAGAUUUUUAAUUUGGUUAUAUGAUUUGAAUUCAUCGGGGGCAUACAAAUCAUUUCAUCUGUUUAAGAGCUUUUUAUUAAAUAGAAAAAUAUAAAGUUUAGUGAUGCAAAAUCCUCCACACUGAAUAAAAACUAUUAGUAAUGUUAUGUUUGGAGAAUUAUAUUUUGAGGUGUAAUUGGCUUCCAUUACAUCAUAUUUUUGCUGACAUUAAAGUUCACAUUUUUUCAGUGUAUUCUUUAAAUACAAAAAAAUGACAAGAUAAAUACAUUGUUUAAACUUAAUUGUGAUUUUCUGUUUUUCUGUGACCCAUCAUUCUAUAAAAAAGUGCCAGGCCAAGAAACAAUGGUCAGAGUGAUCUUUCCUUUAAGUUCUUUGAGCAUCCUCGCCAAGCAGGCAUGCAUCAUUCCUGACGUGCUUCUGCCGUUCACAGCCAGAAGAAUGUCGCCACAUCUAAAACAAAACACACAGAGCAAGGUGUAUAGUUACCGUUUUGAUCCAUAGCUGAAGUUAAUUCAGGUUUAUUUGAUGGUCCUAAUUUUUGCUACAUCUAUUUUAAUUACAUUAUUUCUCACUAAGAUUUUUUUCCCAUCCCUCCUCAUUUAAAUUCUGCAAACUCGACCCACUCAGCUUGCAUUGGAAGGGAUGCCAAAAGUGAAGGAAGUUGCUGUAUGGGACCAAGUAACUUACAAUUAUUUUGGAUUUCUUAGAUUGAAUGCUACGUAGAUGUGUUUAAUUUCUUACCAAUAAAAAAGGUAUAAUAAAUACAUGCAUUAUUUCAAGUUGGGCCAAGCUUUGACAUGUAUAAUAAGGGUUUUUUUUUUUUGUUAAAUAGUUAUCAUUACCUAAUUCUUCCAUCAUUGUAUGCUGGUGUUCCUUCAACAAUGGAUUUGAUAAAAAAAGGUUUGUUCCCAUUGUAUUCUUCAUAACCUCCGACAAUGCAGAAGCCCAGACUUCCAGCUGUGUUUCUUCGUAGUAUGACAUCUUUACAGUUAUACAGGUACCUGAAAUAGAAUGUAGUCUAAUCAAUAUAUAAGCACAGUUAAGUUGAACUCAUAGUUAAUAAUUCCCAUUCCUUCUAUUGGCAUUAUUUUUUAGAGUAAAUAGCACUGGUUGGGCCUCACUCAAAAUUAUGUCAUAACCCAUUGAUUGAACUUCCAUUUUCCAUUGCUAAACACCCUUUUAAAAAUCACACCAUCUAUUAUGUUUUGCUUAUAUGUCUGCUGGGCAAGGUAAUCGUAUUUUUGGCUUGAAGAUUUAAUGCUUCAGUUUAUAUUAAACAAAGUUGAAUAUGCAUAAAGCCUUAUAGGUGAACCAAAUUCAAGCAUACUUAUGUCAUUUUUAUUUACCUGUAGAUACAAUUUUUAAUGAAGGCAAAAUUCUUUGAGUAAAUGAUUAAUUUCAGUGAAAAAUAUUAAACCUACCCUAAUUAAUGCAUGUGUUGAAAUUUUGACUUUUGGAAAAUACUAGUUUAUAUGUAGUUCUCCAUAUUUAAUAAAGGCUAUAAAGACAUACAGGCAUAAAAUGAAUGGAAAAUGUACACUUAAAGAUUGUGAGAAUGAUUCAUAUAGGAGAGAGAAAACUGGCAGUAAAUGGAAUAGCAAGUUAUAGAAGGACUGGGAGAAGGAGAGACCACAAGUGUUUGUAAAUGAGUAGAAUCCUCAGCUAAAAUAGAAAUGGAGAUUUGAAGAAGCGUUCGUUUACUAUUCAGUGGCUAUUGAGUCAGUGUUAACAUAGGUGCAGGCUACAAGCAAACUGUAUCACAGUGAUGAUAGAGGUUGUGUGUCAGAAGCUGGAUUUGGCUCUAAAAUCCCCCAGCCCAGAAACUAAUUGGAAAGAAAAUUAACAUGUUCAUAAAAAAAAUCAAGAUAUUGUUUAUAAGCUGUACCUUAAAAUAUUAA